AUGAACGUUGGAUUUAGAUUUUUGUCUUCACGCGCAAGUGUAACACGCUUUGGUGUCGCAAUGGCCGCAAACGAGACCUCAAAUAUUGCUCCUGGACCAUACGCAGGAUGGACACGCGACAAACUCAUCGAACGACUCGUGGAACUUGAUGGACACUCGAUCACCGAAGAGCGGACAACAGACAAGUCAACAACACCGAAGACUUCAAUUCUACCUAUGAAGAAGAUCCAAAACAACGCAUUCGACUUCUCUAAAUACGCUCGUCGGAAGAUUGCUUUGAAGUUCUGCUAUUCGGGAUGGGAGUAUGGUGGUCUCGCGUUCCAGCUUGGGCCUACGCCUCUUCCGACCGUCGAGAAUGUUCUGUUCGACGCCAUGGCGAAAGCCCACCUUGUGGAUGCAUCUGGAGGGUUCGAAGCUUGUGGAUGGGAGAAAUGUGGGAGAACGGAUCGUGGUGUGAGUGCUGCUGGGCAGGUUGUGUCGUUGUGGAUUCGGAGCGCGUUUCCUCCAGAGCGGGAAAACGAAACCAUUCCAGAAAGCAAGACCACGUCAGAUGACCCAGAAAGUAAAGAAGACGACAGUCGGGAACUGGUGGACGACUUUGGAUCACUUUCGAUGGCACAAGAGCCAUCCUCGAACACGUCCGCACCGAAGCCCAAGAGACCUUCUGAACAGGUCGAACUCGACUACGUCACGAUGCUUAAUCGUAUCCUCCCUGAUACCAUCCGCAUCAUCGCUUGGUCUCCCGUCUCCACCGAUUUCUCCGCCCGUUUCUCGUGUAAGUAUCGACACUACAAAUAUUUCUUUUCCUCCCUCCACCUCGACAUACCUCUCAUGAAAGCUGCCGCUGAGCGUCUCGUCGGAGAACAUGAUUUCCGUAAUCUAUGCAAACUGGACGCGCAGAAGCAGAUCACGAGCUUCAAGCGCAAGAUCUCUAGGGCGAGUAUAACGCCUCUGGAGAGCAAUGACUCGGAGAACGGGAGGAUGUAUGUGUUUGACCUCGUUGGCAGUGCGUUCUUAUACCAUCAAGUCCGACAUAUCAUGUCCACCCUCUUUCUUGUUGGAUCAGGCCUCGAACCCCCAUCCAUGAUAACAGAACUGAUGAACGUUGCAGAGGGUGAAGAGCCUCUCCGAGAGGGCGACUCCUCCUACUCCAUUGUCGCCUCGAAGCCAGAAUACCAGAUGGCGGACGCACUUCCUCUGAUGCUGUGGGACUGUGCGUACGACGAAGCCGAGCUCGACUGGCGUAUUACAGGGCGGCUAAAUCAGAACGUUACCGACAACGCCGCUGGUGAACUCCACCACCAGAUGCAGAGCAUUUACACGCGCUCCCGGGUCUUUACCGUCCUCGAUCAGCAUUUUGCCAUGGCGGUAGCAAGGCACCAUCCUCCCCCACCUAGCAUCUUUCCUCUAGCUGAUGGGCCAGAUGAGUUAGCGCAGCUGAUGCAGAAGCCACCGAGGGAGAGGGUGAUGAACGUGCCACUUGGCGGUGGGACGUUCAAGAGGUUAAUGAAGUACGUGCCUGUAUUGCAGAGGAAGAGGUUGGAUACUGUGGAGGCUAUGAACGAGCGUUGGAGGUUGGGCAAAGGGGCAAGGAAGGGAGAGAAACAGAAGGUUGAAGAUAGGGAGGAGGAUGGGAAUGAGUGA
Messenger RNA from Cyclocybe aegerita, 1644 nucleotides. NCBI's taxonomy places the organism in Eukaryota, Fungi, Basidiomycota, Agaricomycetes, Agaricales, Hemipholiotaceae. The record is from the annotation of a GenBank genome assembly.